AUGCAGCAAACGUUCUUUGGUAGUUUUACGUAGUUUUUAUCCUGAUCGAGGUAGUUUAUUAUUGAAAUAAAUUAUACAUACACAAAAGUCGUAGGAAUUGAUGUUAUUCACUCUUCGAUGGCCGACCAACCACGGAUGCAAGUACAGUCCGAUUUCCGAAUAAAACCGCCACCAACAAAUUCUUCGCUUAGGACGGAUGUCCAAAACGAGCUUAUAAACAAACGACAGUGCGUUUAUCAAUCAUACGAUUGUUCACAGCUUUCUAUAGAAAACUACAAAUAUUGUUUGAAGCACAUACUUCAUGACAAGACAGCCCCAUUUAAACAAUGUGGUUAUGUGUACACCAACAACGGGAAACGUUGUAAUUUGCCUGCUCCUAAGGGCGAUAGGAAAGAUUACGGAUACUGCAGUGAACAUGCCUUAAAGACUGCUCUUACCAGAAAUAGGAGAGCACCACCACCUCGUACUGCCGAAGUUCUACUGAGUUCUAUAUCUCAUUAUGUUAGUAAUAAGAGAUCCCGAACGUCCUCCUCAGGUAGCUCCCAUCCUUCAGAAGAGUAUUUCCAGACGACAGAAGAAAAUGAUUUGGGAUGUACCAAAAGUAUGGAUCCUUUUGCAGAGGUUGAUGCUAAUGUGAUUUAUGAGUCCUCAUGUAAUAAUAUACUGGAUGUUUGUAGUGAAUCAGAAAGUGACGUUGAGGCUGCUGAUUUCUCUUCAGUCUGGCAUGACUAUGAUGGUGAUAGUUCAGACAAUGAAAGUAUUGAUUCAGAGCAAGAAGAUGUACUCAAGCAUGCCAAUGUUUUUACAGCUGAAGAGAUUACUCUAGUCACCAGAGACAAACUAAUUAGGUUGCAGUCUUUAUAUAUUGAACAAUACAGGCAUUUGCAGUACAUUUUAAAAGAGAGGAGGAGGAGAUAUCUUCAUUUUCUGAAGAGAGAAAAAGAAACAUGUUGUAACAUCUAUAAUCAGGUCAGGGAUAAUCCCAAAGAACAAAGAUUGUAUAAAAAAUUGAAAGCAUAUAAUAAAUAUCAAAAAACAUGUGGAUAUGAAGCUAUUUUAAAUAAAAGACUUCAUGAACUGAGGACAAAGAUAAAUGAUGGGAUUCAACAUAGACCACAUAGUUUUGUAAAGUGUUUAUUUACAGAGGGUGGAGUAAAAUGUGGAGAAAAAGCGUUACCAUUAGCUAAACAUUGUAGGAAACAUAUUUUGGAAGAUCAAAAUCAAGUAUUGUUUAGAGCUUGUGGGAAGGCUAAGGCUGAUAUUGAGUGUAGUACUCCAGUGGAAGCGAUUUUUGAUGAUGCCACAUGUAAAUUACAUAUGGAUAUUCCACCUAUAAGAUCUUACAGUAAACCUAGAAAAGAUUCAGAAUCUGAUCUAGAUGAUUCAUUUGAUAAUGUGAGUUUCGCCCCGGAAACAAUGUGCACGAACAUGAAAACGGAAUUGGAAGAUUACAACUUACAAGAAAUACCAAAAAUGGAAUCAUUACCUUCUCAACUAUUUGAAGAUUCAGAUGUUGAGUUAAGUUACAUGCCUAAAGAAAAAAUUGAUAGUAAUCACAAGAACUCAAGUAUAAAUGUUCAAUUUGCAAAUCAGGAUGACACACAGUCCAGCACUGAAACUGUCACUGAUAUGGUGCAAAUACAUAGUGAUUCCUCUAAUUUCAACUUAGAUGACACCAUCACAGAACUGGGGAUACCACAUGAAGAAAGUAGAGCAAUUCAAGUAAAAUAAUAUUUAAUAGUGGUUUUGUCAAAGAACAUUUUAUCUGAAAAAUUUGAAUUUAAACAAUAUUUAUUUUUUUCACUAACAGUUUACAUAUUAUAUACAUUUUAAAUCUUAUUGAUAAUAACGCUACCAGGAACUAUAUUUAUGUGAUUUCAAUUUUUACAAUGUUAAGUUUGCUUUUCAAUUAGAACAAAAUAUUGUACAAAUAUAUGUAGAUGUAUAUUUUUUUUUAAUAUUAGUUUUUCAACCACAUUUCAAUUGUAUGAGUUUUUAAUUAUAAGUGCAGUGUAGUAUUAUUUAUAUAUAAUUUACAUAUAACUGUCUUGAUUAAUAAUUUUGCCACGACAAGUUAUAUGAUAUUGACAAUAGUCGAGAGUUUUAUACACCAAAUCAUAGAAUUAGGAAAAGGUAAUAGGAUAAUUUCAACAAGUUUCAAGGAAUGCAUUGUUUUAUGGUUUUAAUGUCAUAGAGAAUAAGAUUUUUUGACGUUUAUAUAUCAUUAUAAAUUAAUAAAACAAUAAGUACUUAUUUACAAGAACGAAUCUUUCUAUUGAGAUAAAUAAUUGCCUUAAUCGUUCGAACAAUGUCGACUAUUGUGAAAAACACUAAUUUAUUAUUAUUAUUAUACUUUUAUUUCCUUCUUUUCAUAUUUGCAAGAAAUUGUUAAAAUAUUUAGUUAUACAAGUUUUUUUGUUUUUACUUAAUUUUAAGUUUACAGACUAGGACUAAAUGUAUGUCCUAAAUAUUAUUACUUAAGUGUGAACUGUAGUUCAGUUAUGUUGAUUUAGAAAUUAAUUUGCUAUGAUUGCUUACUAUUAUUGCUUGUACAUUGUGCACUCUCAGGUUAAUAUUUCAGAACCCUCAUUACCAUUUAUUCUUGAGGCAAAUAUUUAGAGAUAUUAGCCUGAGGAGAAUUCCAAGAGGAUUUAUCAAAUCAGUCUAUAUUAUAUUUUUUACAUUUGUAUAAUUUGAAUAGUCCGAAUUGUUUUCUUAUAUAACUCUGAAUAUAUUUGUGUUUCUUAAUUUUGUUAUAUACUUUCACUAUUGUGUAAUAAUUCAAAAUUCAAAUAAACAUUUGACAUGGUUA
Aethina tumida (small hive beetle) is the source of this 2812-nucleotide messenger RNA. Its product is annotated as KAT8 regulatory NSL complex subunit 2-like. The record is from RefSeq and is a predicted model, not a curated record. The transcript is spliced from 7 exons. NCBI's taxonomy places the organism in Eukaryota, Metazoa, Arthropoda, Insecta, Coleoptera, Nitidulidae. Bases 118 to 1731 code for a protein of 537 amino acids. Gene Ontology annotation, cellular component: NSL complex.